This is a messenger RNA of Trypanosoma conorhini, 3279 nucleotides long. RefSeq names its product putative j-binding protein. NCBI's taxonomy places the organism in Eukaryota, Euglenozoa, Kinetoplastea, Trypanosomatida, Trypanosomatidae. Gene Ontology annotation, biological process: double-strand break repair via homologous recombination; reciprocal meiotic recombination. Gene Ontology annotation, molecular function: ATP binding; ATP-dependent chromatin remodeler activity; DNA translocase activity. The coding region runs from base 1 to 3279 and encodes 1092 amino acids. Gene Ontology annotation, cellular component: nucleus. The record is from RefSeq and is a predicted model, not a curated record. The transcript has a single exon.
AUGUCUGUCCUGCCGCAUGUCAACACCGCAACGUUGCAGUCGGUGUUGCAGACAGUUUGCUCCACGGGGGAGCCAGCCAUAAUUGCCCCAUCCUCGUUUCUGGGGGAGCUGGACACCGUCGUGGAUGAGGUGAAGAAACAUGGGAUGAAGCUGGCGAGCAUUCCCCAUGGUGGAAUAACCAUUCUUCCUCCUGUUCCAGUAAGUGCCGCCGAGCUCUUUGACUUCUGCGCAGAGUAUUGUAGGGCUCAGACGCAUGACGAGCGCUUGGCAGUGCGGCAGAGAAUAAAUAACCACAACUUCUCCAUGCAGGACCCGCUUUUCCGGACGCCUUGCCGACAGCUGUAUAACCCAGCUGACUACGUGCUGCGUAUAGUGCACCUGUGCGCGGAGCUUGUUUCUGCCUCAGAGGAGGAGUACCAAAGAGCCUACGCUGUCGCACCAGUGCUGCAUAUCAACCCUGUCCAAGGCAUUUGCCACAAGCUGCGCAGCAUGUUUCAGUCAGGUAGCCUGUAUGUGCAGCCCUGGGUGACGCACGAGAAGGAAAAGGAGGAAGAGGUUCAAGACAUAGCUGAACCCAAAAGAGACGUGCCGUCCAUGCCGGAAAUUUCUGAGACUGGCCGAGGCGACAGCGGCGUCAGCAUCAGCGACACUGAGCUGAGCGUUGAGGAGAGCAACGCGGUAGAUGAGGACUUAACGGGGCAGGAGGUUGUCGACAACGCGGCGGACACGGUGGCCGAGUACCUGUCAGAGACGGACUUUGGGGUCGUGACGGAGAGCGGCGUCUUCUACGAUGAGUCCGGGGAGCGUGUGCUCGCCAUUUACAUCCGCGGCGGUGUCAAGAAAGACAUCUGCCAACGCGCGUCUAGCGCCCUUGAGGCCGCUGCGACGACAAGGAACCUGCGCAAGGCGAUCAAUGGCGGCAAGGUUAACCCGGAAACGGGAAUUGUGGGCUACUAUGAUUAUCUGAAUAACCCCACCCAGCGCAAGUGCCGUGAGACGGAGUUCACGCGAAAGAAUUGGAGCACUAUAGCCGACCCCUGCGAAGCAUUCCUUGUGGCAAUGGAUAAACUCUACAGUGAGUGUGCCCCGACGCACUAUAAGCUGCAACGUAUCGCUAUUCCACCUCAUUAUCAAUUGUUUAAUACGGUCUUUAGUACAAUGACGGUCAAUCGAAACUUCAGAACGGCGGUGCACACCGACAAGGGCGACUUUCGAAGCGGCUUGGCUGCUCUCAGCGUGAUAGACGGCGUCUUUGACGGCUGCCACUUGGCGAUCAAGGCGCUGGGGAAGGCUUUUCGUCUCGAAGUUGGGGAUGUGCUUUUCUUUGACACCUCCCUCGAGCACGGGAACACCGAGGUGCACAACUUUGACUACUGCUGGAAGCGGGUGAGCGUCGUCUGCUACCUGCGCAACGGUCUGAUGUCCCAGACGUGCGUGAUGGAGCGGCGUCAGUGGCUGCAACGGCAAAUGUCGAAGCAGCACCUGCUUGAUAAGUCGCGUCAGAGUGUGGUGAACUUAAAUGUCGUGGACCCCAGCCUCCCUCCCAUCUACGUCCCUGGAAAGUUGGUGGGGGUUCUCUCUUCCGUGCAGCAGGCCGCUCUGGGGUUUGUUGUGGAUCGCCUCAGCAAAGGCAAUGGCUGCAUCAUUGCGCUAACGAUGGGGUUGGGUAAAACUUUACUUUCCCUGGCCUUGUGCUACUCGCAUCUUUGCGACCCUAACCCACGGGACGUGCUCAUUCUAGCACCGAAGCUUGUGCUCACGCACUGGCUAGGCGAAAAGCAAAAGUGGGAAAAGUACGGUCUUAACUUUCCAGAGUUUGUCGUCUCUGACGGGACGGACUCCGCCUCCUUCGAGCUUUCGCUCAAGCGGUAUGAGCAACAGCUCAGCGGGGAGGUGCCGCGGACAAGUCACGUGUUUGUCAUCAACCCAGAGUACGUCCGGUCGGUGCUGAAGAAGCUCCCGGGGUUUCGUCCAAGUCUCAUGAUCGUCGACGAGGGUCACCGUGUGUCCGCCAAGGGCAGCAAACUAAAGGACUGGUUGGAGGGCAUGCGUUGCCCGUCGCGCGUGAUCCUCUCUGGAACGCCUGUGCAAAACAACGCGGAGGAGUUGUACCGACUCAUCGGCUGGAUAAACAGCGAUGUCCAUUCGGUUCUGCCGCCGCGUGUGUUCUCGGAGCUUGCAGCGACCAUCAAUCGAUACAUUGAAGGGGAUGAUUCUGUUUUUGCCGCAGCCGUGUCUGCGCAACGAUACAUUCAGGAGUGGAUGAGCACGUACGUGUUUAGCGUCAUGAAAACGGACCUCCCACCCCUGCACGACUACAUUAUCACCUGCGCGUUUUCAAGCGUCCAGCAAAGGAUGCUGGAGGACCAUCUUGGCACGGAGGCCGCAGAUGGGAUGGUCAGCAUUAAGGCUUCUGAGCACCGUCCCUAUCACCUCUCCACGCACCCGCUGUGCUUUUUGGGGUUUAUCUCCGGCGUGUAUAAAUCCCUUAGUGGAACCCACAAGCUGGCGCCCGAGGCGGCGGAGGAGGAGGGUGAGUCACAGGAAGAUGCUUCACAGACGUAUUCGCUUACCGAGGACGACAACAAGCUAAUAGAUGAGUGUCUGUCGAUGGUCAUCUCGGGCCGCCUGGCGGAGUUUGUGGGUCUCAGUGGGAAGAUGACGGUGCUUAUUUUGAUUCUGCAGUCCAUCAUGGAGAUGAAGGAGAAGGCCAUCAUCUUCUCACAGUACGUCGGGUCCCAGGACUUUAUCUCGCGAGUAUUGACCUCCUUUGACAUUAUUUCCUCCACCAUCCGCGGGAGGGACUGCCAUGAGCGGCGCCGCAGAACAAUAGAGAAAUUCAGAGAGGACGAGAACAUUACUUGCCUUCUUCUAUCGACGCAAAUUGGGGCGUACGGGCUUGACUUCACCGCCGCCAACCACGUUAUCCUGUGGGACAGCUGGUGGAACCCGCAGGUAGAAUCGCAGGCCGUCGCACGGGCCUACAGACGUAAUCAAACAAAGCCUGUCGUUGUUUACCGUCUCGCCUCGGUGUAUGAGGACACCAUCGUUCUUAAAACGCAAAUACGGAAAAUGGCGCUAUUUAAGUUUCUUAUGAGCUAUCAAGCCGCACGCGCGGUGCCUCCAGAAGAGCUGCUGGACUGCGUUGACACCGAGGAGGAUGAGCAGCGGCGCUUUUUGUGGCUUUCCCUAAAGGCAAGCCAUAUCGAGGGUGGUGCACCGGCGGUAUCAAAAGUAUUCCGUUACGGCGAUACGCUAAGGAAUGAGUCAUGGUCUUGA